AUGACUAAAAAAGAGCAUAAUAUUGUUGAUUUUUGGCAUAUUGGAAUUCAAUAUAGUAAAAGACAUAAACAAUUUUAUUAUGGAAAAGCUAUUUAUAUACCAAAUAAUGGGUUAUUUGGUGUUGAUUUACAUUGGGCAAAUAGAGUUGAGGCUGAUGAUUAUCAACAAAUUAGAGUGCCAAUGGAGGAUAUGUAUAUAAUACAUGCUAGAGAUUAUUCUAAAUUCCCAAUGAAUGGCUAUAUUCAUAAUGUUGACUAUUUAGAAAAGAAUUUUAACAAAUUUGUAGAGGAAUAUAAUUUAACAGAAAUUCUUUCCAAUUUACCAAAAAAAGAAGAAUUAGUUCAACAAUUUAAUGAAUGUUUAGGUUUUGAUUCACAAAAUAUGAAAGAAAUAUUAAAAAAUAUAAAAAGUAAAUGUUGGAAUUAUCAUCAUUGUGGAAUUACAGAAGUUCGGAGUAAUUGUACAAAUGUUAAAAAUCAAUGGGAAAAAAUAUUUAUGUCUGGAGAUGAACUUAAUGUGUAUAUGUUAAUUAAUAGUGAAUUUUUAAAAGAAAGUAUUUGUAGUUAUUAA
Messenger RNA from Meloidogyne enterolobii, 570 nucleotides. The record is from the annotation of a GenBank genome assembly. Lineage: Eukaryota; Metazoa; Nematoda; Chromadorea; Rhabditida; Meloidogynidae.